GCCAAAUAUGGCAGCUCCAGCUUCCAAAACAGUCUUUAACAUGACAGGAGUAUGGCAAAUCGUUAGUACGACAUUGGUAGUACGCUAGAAGAUUCAUUCCCUAACAUUAUUCAAGAACCGAGCUCUAUCAGAUGAUAUUGAUCAAAUGUUUGCACUGGUAAACAGUGUCAUAUUUCCCAUAGCCAAUGGUGGCUGCUAAGAAUUGUGUUCUUGAUAGCAAGGUAUCUCUUGGCUACUGCGCAAGUUAUUAGCUUUCACUACCGUUCGACUUUCAAUGAAACAUAGAAACCAGGAUCCUGAUGGCUCUGGCCCCCAUACAAACGAAGAGAAACCACCCAUCUCGACCAUCCGCGUAAAACAGACUGUUACUCCUGGAAACUUCAAUUCGGAGGAUACUUAUAUCCUAGACUCGGUGGCCCGAGAACACACUGUCCCAAUAUUUGGUCGUAUCUCGGUUCAGGCAGAGUAUAGCUCUAUUUCGAGUAUUCCGGACGCUGAAGUGCUCGUCAGUACGCAGGAGAGCGGAUCACAAACUGUGAUUUUGGACAGGGUGAAGAGUUUGGGAAAUGUAUGGUCGACCAGCUCGGUGUGGGGAUUUGGGGAGAUUGGGGGUAAAAGAUAUCACACGAGACACAGUGUAACGAAGAAAGGUGACAAGGAACUGAGAUUGAGAAUUGUUUAUGAUUUUGUUCGUGAGCUGUGA
Molecule: messenger RNA, 703 nt
Organism: Hymenoscyphus albidus
Lineage: Eukaryota; Fungi; Ascomycota; Leotiomycetes; Helotiales; Helotiaceae
Source: the annotation of a GenBank genome assembly